AUGCAGCUUAAGGGUCACAUUGAAGACUUUCAUGCGUCACUCUCCUGCGAUUCAACUGGUAACGCUCGCACAGCGCUGGGGCGGCUACUAAUGGACGGCAUUGCUCAGAUAAUGAGCUUCAUGCCUCCACAGUCCAUCACUCGCAGUAUUCACACACUGAGUGCCGUGUGUCCACAGAUGAGACUGGACGCGGAGACGCUGAGGAUCUACCGUUACGUUGAUGAGAGCUACGGCGCAGUGGUGGUUAGCGACAACCAGCUGGUCUACGGAAUCACAGAGAUGAGGAACAGGCAAGCCCCUCCGACGUUUGCGCAGUCACUGUGGUGGGCGGAUUGGUGCGGUCUGCCACUGAGUGUCGUUGUCGCCAACGCACGCAGCGACGUACUGGCACUUCUAACGGAGAGUGAUAGAGACCGUGUGGAGGAGCUGAUCGUCUACGUCUUUUCAGAGGUUGUGUGUGCGCAAGACAGCGCAUCAGAGUGCGACGGUCGGUGCAGCACAGUUCUCUGUGCGCUUUCGACGUUUCCACGUCUGACCAAACUGCGGAUUAGCGGCUUUCGAUGUACUUAUGGGUCUCGAGCUACAGAUGACCUGAGUCGCGUGCUACGUGUUGCAGCGAAGAUGCCGAUCAGCGAGAUCCGCAUUUCGUUCUUUAUAAACCUGUCUGACCUCUCUGCGCUGGCGGGAUCGCAGCACCUUCAACGUCUGACAGUCACUUACUGUGGAAUACGGUCCGUAAAAGAUUUGGUGAGCUGUUCGAUGCUCGAAGAGCUCGACAUCUCCGAAAAUCGUCAGCUGCAGAGUGUUUCGGAGCUCGCCGACGCACCACGUCUCAAAACUCUAGUCGCAAGGCAUUGUGACAUAAAGAACUUAAACGGCCUCGGCAACUUCCCCCACCUCAUCAAUCUUGACGUGUCACGCAACGUGUUUUUAAACAAUCUUCGCGGCCUCGCGGGCGCACCGUGGCUUCGGGUUAUGAAAGCGAACUAUUGUACUCUACUGCGCUGCAUCGACGGGCUCGGCAGCUGCCACGAACUUACGGAUCUCGAGAUCCGCGAAAACUUGGCAUUGAAAGAGCUGGGUGGCCUUGCUGGUGCGUGGUCACUUCGGCGAAUCGAUGCAUUACAUUGUAAUCUGCGCAGUGUAGAGGGGCUCGACCGCUGCCCGCGACUUGCUACGAUCGAACUGAAUGCGGACAUCAAGUUAAAAGGAAUCCCUGGCCUUGCCGGAUGUAUCCGUUUGAAAUGUUAA
Leptomonas pyrrhocoris is the source of this 1251-nucleotide messenger RNA. RefSeq lists its product as hypothetical. The record is from RefSeq and is a predicted model, not a curated record. The transcript has a single exon. The coding region runs from base 1 to 1251 and encodes 416 amino acids. Lineage: Eukaryota; Euglenozoa; Kinetoplastea; Trypanosomatida; Trypanosomatidae.